Adineta ricciae is the source of this 831-nucleotide messenger RNA. The record is from the annotation of a GenBank genome assembly. Lineage: Eukaryota; Metazoa; Rotifera; Eurotatoria; Adinetida; Adinetidae.
AUGCAGUAUAAGAAAAACUAUCUGAUUUUUGGCGUCCCACUAUUUGUAGCAAUAUGCACUAUAUCAAUAUUUUUGGCAGCAACUGGCUUUGGAUGGACACGGUGUAUGAAGAAAAAAACGAGUGCCUAUUGUGAGAGAGCACAUGAAGGUUGGAUCAACGAGCCUGCCAACACGUGGAGUGCCUUAGGUUUUGUGGUUGUCGGUUUGAUCAUUGCUGGUGAAAUGCAAUGGGGAUCGCGGAGGGAGAACUCUAACGUGCUUACCAACAGUGACUUUAUGAUCAUCUUCUUCUCAUCAUUAGUUGUUUGCCUUGGUCCGGGUUCGAUGGUCAUGCAUUCUUCAUGUACAAAUCUCGGUGGUGAAUUAGAUCAUCUGUCCAUGAGCUUCGUCUGUUCUUUUCUAUUUGCCUACAGUAUACAACGAUUCUUCUGUUUGAAUCUAACACAUUUCUUGCUUAUCUUUCUACUGAUUCUUGGCAUAAGUGAAAUAUCCGUCCAGAUACCGGGUGAAGUUCCGAUCUUUGGAACUAUUGGUAAUUUGGUUUUCGCAAUAUUUAUAGUAUUGAUUAUAAUCAAUGAAAUACUGAUUAUUUUUUAUCAACACUCGAACAUAAGGAAACGAUGGGGCAUAGCCACGUUAGUUGCAUUCUCCAUGAGCUUUCUUAUUUGGAAUUUUUCCAAAGAUAAUGGCUUAUUGUGUGAUCCAGACUCACUCAUUCAAGGGCAUGCUGCAUGGCAUUUACUUGAUGCUCUGGCGCUUUAUUUUCUCUUUCGAUAUUACGUUAGCGAAAAUAAUAGCGAUCAUUUUCAUCUUUUACAAGAAACUAAAUAA